Molecule: messenger RNA, 3046 nt
Organism: Blepharisma stoltei
Lineage: Eukaryota; Ciliophora; Heterotrichea; Heterotrichida; Blepharismidae
Source: the annotation of a GenBank genome assembly
AUGAAUAUAUCGCACUUAUCCUUCCCACUCGAAUCAUCUCUGAAAGAUACUAGAAUCCCAUUGCUUGAUCCAAAUGACCAAGGCUAUUCUGACUCUCAAAGCUUAAGUAUUAUUUCUCGUGAAUUUAGUAAAGAAGGCCAAAUCUGUCCUGUAUGUAACGAUUAUUCAUCUGAAAUCAUAAUUUUUAACAUAUGCAAGCAUUCGUUCUGUAGCCGAUGCAUAAAGCUAUAUAGAAGUUUCCUAUGUUUGGCGCUGUAAGGCCGAUAAAUUCUGAUCGGAAUUUAUCGGUAGGUUGCACCAAAUCAAUGCCUUGGUCGGACCAAAAAGCGAUUUGGUCCGACGAACUUGGAAAGCUCCUGGGAAAAUGUUUGCGCUUUUAGCGCUAUAUAGAGGAAACCUCUAUACCUUUCGACUCAGAUUACACAGUCAUCUGUGCUAUGAAUAAAAUGCCUUCAAUAUGGUUGCCCAGAGCCUGUUCCUAUAGAAGUGAUCUAUAGCCAUCUAACUCCAAACCUGAAAACCCUUUAUGAAAAACUUAAAACGCGGUCAGAAAUUUAUAAAAAUGAGCAUUUUAGAUGAUGCCCAGCACCUAAUUGUGAAGGCUAUGACAAUGGAACAAUAAAAAAGCACAAAUUAACAUGCAAUCAAUGCGGAUUUCUGUUUUGCUAUUACUGCAACCAAGCCUGACAUGGAUCAAAAAAAUGCAAUAAUGGCAAUGAUUAUCAGUUCGAAAAAUGAGCAAAUGGAAAUAAAGUUAAAUAUUGCCCCAACUGCAGGCUAAAAAUAGAAAAAGAUGGCGGCUGUCCAGAGAUGAUAUGCCCAAAUUGCAACUAUGCUUGAUGCUGGAUAUGUGGAAAAGAAAGAAAUGCUAAUUACCAUGAUGAAAUGUUUUGCUUAAUUGGAUUAAGCAAGUGAGAGUUUUAUUGAUAUAUAAUAUUUGCUGGGAAUAAAGCAUUAUUUUUAACUAAUAAUUAUCAUAAUUUCAUAUAUAUAAAAUAGGAUGAAGAUUAUCUAUUAAUAGCUUUCUAUUAUUGAGAAUAAAGUUAAGGUUAUGCUAAUCAUAAGUAGGUAAACCCAAUAGCCGUCGCUCACCUUGACUUCAAAGGGAAAAAUAAGUUUCCCUCUUCGGCUGGGCUUCCCAAAACCUGUGAGCCUUCUUCAAGAAUUGGAGUAUGUCCAUUUUUCAGCUUCACCAGGAUAUGUCCUACCUGCUCCAUAAGGAGUGCGCCUCGGAGUCCUUCUUCAAUCAACGUUACUAUUAUUUCUAUAUUGAGAAUAGACAUGUCAUUUUUGGUAUGAUUUUUGCACCUGCUCUAUUACCUUUUAGUGUAUUGGUGUUUUUUGUGAUUAUGAUUGAAAUAUUCGGAGAGAGAUUUGAUGACGCAGAUGAAAUGGUAAAAUAUUUGGCUAGCUUUCCCUUAAGAGCGUGCAAAAAGAUUACUUUUUUGGCUUGUAAACAUAUUUUUAUAUAGAUUAAUUUUAUAUAAAUUAACAUUGUCAUAAUAUUGAGCUUAAUUCUAAAACAUAAAUUUAUAGUUAAUCUGUAUGCCCUUAAUCAAGUUUUUAAAUAUAAAAAUUUUAAAAAAAAAUUACCCUAUUAUAAGCCAAAGAAAAAAAUUUUCGCUCUUUAAGGGGGUUACUUCACACGACGACUAUUUCAUAACGAUUAUUUUUUUGUUGGCCUGGCCUAUUUUUUUUUUCAUCUAUUUUUUUUUGGCCUAUUUUUUUUUGGCCUAUUUUUUUUUUUAGCCUAUUUUUUUGGGCCUAUUUUUUUUCACCUUUUUUUUCUUUGGCCUAUUUUUUUUUAACAUAUUUUUUUUUGGUCUAUUUUUUUUGGCCUAUUUUUUUUUGGCCUAUUUUUUUUUACCUAUUUUUUUUUGGCCUAUUUUUUUUUGGCCUAUUUUUUUUUGGCCUAUUUUUUUUUGGCCUAUUAUUUUUUGCCUUUUUUUUUUGCCUUGCCUCAUUCAUGAAGCUGCUGAGCGGACUAAAACCUUAUUGAGAAACAGAAACUUUUCCUUGCGCGAUUAAUAUUGAGUAAAGUAAGUGGAAAACUCCUAAUUAAAUCUAAAAUUCUCGAAAUUUUAAAAGCAAAUAAUUGGUAUUCAUUGAGUAAGAAAUCUGUUAAGGGUGCAUUUUUUAUUGGCUAAAUCGUUUAAAACACAUUAAAAAUUAUAUAUUAAAAUGAUUAGUAUAGAAUUAUGGGCAAAUAUUAGUAAAAAAUAGCUAAAAAAUUGUCAAAAAAAGGCCCAAAAAAAAAAUAGGUGAAAAAAAAAAUAGGUGAAAAAAAAAUAGGUGAAAAAAAAAUAGGCCAACAAAAAAAUAGUCGUUACGAAAUAGUCGUCGUGUGAAGAUACGCUUAAAGGGAGGGACAUGCAAGAAAAAAUGGCUACUUUAUUCUAUAGCUUUUGUAUUUUCGCCUAUUAUUGUUGUAUUGAUGAUGGUAUCAUUUGCUUUUAUAAUUGGCUUACGUAUAUCAAAGCUUGGGCAUAGAAAUGGAUACUAUGCGUGAUGGCUGUCAGUAUUUUUUGGAUUUCUUAAUCCCCCUUUAAAUUUGAACAAAUAUCGGUAUGAUUCAAUUGUUUUGGAUACAUUAAAACCCUUUAAAUUGGAGCAAAUUUAUUUUGCAAAAGGAAAUUUUAUAAGUAAAAAAUAGUAAACUAAUUUUGACUUGAUUUAAUACAAAAGUGUAAGUAAAAUGCUAUUAAAACAAUUUUUUCUUUGUAUCGAUUAUUCUUUAUAAAAUAAAUUAAAAUCUAUAAAAUAUCGCACUCAAUUUUUGAUUGUUUAAAAAUUUUUUAUAUAGGAAAAAUUUAUUAUAAUUUUUUUAAAAAAAAGAAAAUUAACUCCCUUUUGAUUUUUAUUCCAAUUUAAAGGGAAAGUUAUAGGAGUUGUAUUGUUUAUAGCAUUUGUUUUCAUAUUAAUUGCGCUUAGUAUUGCUGCACCGUUAUGCGGAUUUUUCUUUUUCUUAUUGAAGCUAUAUUUUAUUUUUAAAAGACUAACUAGCAAUGAAAUUAAAGUUGAAGAAUACCCUAGGAGUUUAGUCUAA